GUAGUACGCUACAGUACUAAUAUAUAAAGCCAAGCCAAUCACGAAGCAUCAAAAAUAACCGUCCUCUCUCGCUUUCUCUCUCCGUUGGAUUUACUCGCUAAUCUCUCUCUCUUUCCUUCUCUUAUUCUAAUUCUAAUUCAGUUUCUAUUCUCGUUUGUAUCAUAAAAUAACCGCCUCGAUCCUCAGGUCACGCUAAUUAUAAGAAGAAAUUGAAAAUUGGAGCCCUAAGUGAAUAAUUGUAAUUUAAAGGGUGAAGGAACAAAGCAGCAGGUCGGGUUUUUUUUUUUUGUUGUUGUGGCCGAGACCGCUUUUAAUUUGUGAGGAAUGGCAGAGAAAUCGUGUGUUAAGCGCCUUCAGAAGGAAUAUAGAGCACUGUGUAAAGAACCAGUUUCUCAUGUGGUUGCCCGUCCAUCCCCAAAUGACAUUCUUGAGUGGCAUUAUGUGCUGGAGGGGAGUGAAGGAACACCUUUUGCAGGUGGGUAUUACUAUGGAAAGAUCAAGUUCCCUCCAGAGUAUCCCUACAAACCUCCUGGAAUCACCAUGAUUACCCCCAAUGGACGGUUUAUGACACAGAAGAAAAUAUGCUUGUCCAUGAGUGAUUUUCAUCCAGAAAGUUGGAAUCCUAUGUGGUCUGUGUCAAGCAUACUCACAGGGCUUCUUUCUUUCAUGAUGGAUAACAGUCCUACCACCGGCAGUGUGAACACUACUGCUGCUGAGAAGCAACGUCUGGCAAAGGCAUCCCUUGCUUUUAAUUGUAAGAACCCAACAUUCAGAAAAUUGUUUCCAGAGUAUGUGGAUAAGUACAACAAGCAGCAGCAGCAGCAGCUUGUUUCAGAGCAUUUAUCACCAGAAUCAACUAAAGAAGAAAAUUUGAAACCUGAGGCAGAAAAACGUGUCAAGUCUUCAGUGGAGGAUGGUAAAAGAGUAGAUCCCCUGAGGGAUACAAGAAGAAACAGAAAACAGUCAUUCCCAACGUGGAUGAUGUUGUUGCUAGUUUCCAUCUUUGGCAUUGUAAUGGCAUUGCCGCUGCUUCAACUUUGAUACGUGAGGCACAAGGUAUGGAAAAAGUAUGUAGUGGUUAGUGAUUAUACAGUUUCUAGUUGAGGGAAUCAUUUUCAAUGCUCCUUAGGCUUGUCGUGUACUUGAAAGAAUUAUAUAGGGGGUUUGAUUCCAAGGAGAGCCAGUUGGAUCUUGACUGAUGUUUCUCCUAUGUUCAGUUCAUGUUGGUAGUUUGCCCAUUGACACAUGGAAACAUUACAUGCCUGUAAUGUUGAUCGUAUUUUAGUUGGAGUCUGUUGGUCACUCUGGUUUUACAUUGUCUUCUCUCUCUCGCUCUCUCUCUCUAAUGCACACCCAAGGUCGUGGACUCAAUUCAUGGACUGAAAAUACAAAAAGGUUUAUCUUAGCUGUGAAAAUUGUGAACUUGUCCGGCACGAAGCCAAGCAAUGGACCAACUUCGCGAGAGAGGACGUGUUAAAGAACCAGAAGCUUUUCUUAAAAGUGAUUUGAGCUGUAUUAUGUAAAAUGGUAGGGUCAGUAUCUUUUUUUUUUUUGCACCUACUUUUAUUCUUUCUUCUUCUUCAAGUCUUAAACCACCAUUUUACCGUUGCUGUAAUAUGAAUGAAUGAACUUUAAGUUUCAUCCUCUUUAA
Messenger RNA from Theobroma cacao (cacao), 1651 nucleotides. It is a transcript of the gene UBC34, whose product is annotated as ubiquitin-conjugating enzyme 34. The record is from RefSeq and is a predicted model, not a curated record. NCBI's taxonomy places the organism in Eukaryota, Viridiplantae, Streptophyta, Magnoliopsida, Malvales, Malvaceae.